Messenger RNA from Henningerozyma blattae CBS 6284, 594 nucleotides. It is a transcript of the gene YAH1, whose product is annotated as adrenodoxin. The transcript has a single exon. Lineage: Eukaryota; Fungi; Ascomycota; Saccharomycetes; Saccharomycetales; Saccharomycetaceae. The coding region runs from base 1 to 594 and encodes 197 amino acids. Gene Ontology annotation, biological process: P450-containing electron transport chain; positive regulation of oxidoreductase activity. Gene Ontology annotation, molecular function: 2 iron, 2 sulfur cluster binding. The record is from RefSeq and is a predicted model, not a curated record. Gene Ontology annotation, cellular component: mitochondrion.
AUGUUAUCGCUCACAAAUUGCAUUUCUAAGAAAUCAUCACUUCUUUGGAAACCAUUAACCAGUGGAAGAUUAUUUUCGUCAUUAGCCUCAUAUAAGUACGCCCUCAGACAUAGCACAUUUAAUGAUCCUACUAUAUCUCUUAGACGUCAUCCAAAGGCAAUUAAUUUUUAUAAAUCACAAGUAAGAUCAUUUUCGUCAACACUAACUACUUUUCAUGGCCACCUUAAUCCUCCAAAGCCAGGUGAAGAAUUGCAUAUUACAUUUGUCUUAAAAGACGGAGAACAAAAGACAUUUGAAGUUAGCGAAGGGGAUUCCUUAUUAGAUAUUGCUCAAGCACAUAACUUAGACAUGGAAGGUGCAUGUGGUGGAUCAUGUGCAUGCUCUACAUGUCAUGUCAUUGUAGACCCAGAUUAUAUAGAUGCUUUACCAGAACCCGAAGAUGAUGAAAAUGAUAUGUUAGAUUUAGCCUACGGGUUAACUGAAACUUCUCGUCUAGGAUGCCAAGUGAAGAUGAGUAAAGAAGUCGAGGGAUUAAGGGUAGCUCUGCCUGCUAUGACUAGAAAUGUGAGCAACAAUGAUUUCUCCAAUAACUAA